AUGGACGGUGAGUGUAGCAGGGGUGAUAAUCAGGAGAGCAUAUUAAACCAUCAAACUUCAGAACCACGCUAUAUGACAUAUGAAUAUUUGAAGAGCAUCACAAAUGACUUCUCCGAGGAGCGCAUAAUUGGCAGUGGUACUUAUGGUGUUGUAUACAAGGGAGUAGAAGAUGGCAAAACAAUCGCUGUGAAGAAGUUUAAGUCCUUGUUCGACGAGAAGAAAUUUAUGAAAGAGGUUAAUUAUCUUAAAAUGCUUAACCACAAGAACAUAGUACCUUAUAUAGGCUACUGCAAUGAAAACCCCAAAACAGAACAAAUGUACAAUGGGAAAUUGAUUUUAGUGGAGGACCCACACAUGUUGCUUUGCAUGGAGUAUCUCCCUAACGGAAACCUGAGAGAUCAUAUUGCUGAUAAAUCUUCCAGACUUGAUUGGUGGAAGUGGUACACAAUAAUUGAGGGUAUUUCCCAUGGAUUAAAUUACCUUCUUGGACAAGAUCCACCGGUAACUCACCUGGACCUAAAACCAGAAAACAUAUUGCUAGAUGAUAAUCUGGAAACAAAAGUUGCGGACUUUGGUUUGUCAAGACUGCUGUAUGAAAACAAUACUAUCGAGACUGCGAACUUGGCUGGAACACUAGGUUACAUGCCACCAGAAUGCAUAGAUGAAAACAAAAUUUCACCCAAGUUUGACAUAUUCAGUUUUGGUGUAAUAAUUCUGGAGAUAAUAUCAGGACACAGAAAGUACCCAGCUGUUAAUGAGACGCCUUUCGAUGACUUCAUCGAAAUUCAACUUGAAAGAUGGCGAGAAAAAAGGCUGAAUAAACAUGACAAUACUUCUUUCGAAAUUGACUGCCAGCAGAUAAAAAGAUGCAUUCGUAUAGGUCUACUAUGUGUGGAUCCGGACAGGAAAAAGAGGCCUGAAAUGAAGGAUAUUAUCCAGAAUCUUCAUGAUUAUCUCAGUGAGGAUGUAUCCGUACCAAAGGAGUUGAUUGUGGUCGAGCCACGAGAGCUCCGGUUUUGCUUGGAGCCUAACAAGAGGAUUCGUUGCCUCGUGAAUAUAACUAACAUGACACAUCAGCAUGUCAGGUUUCAUUGUAGGGUGAAGAAGGCGGCAAGCAACCACUACUCCUUCGAACCAGAAAAAGGCACCCUCUGUCCUUUACGCACAUUAACUGUAUCAUUUGUAAUUGAAGAGCCCUGGGAGUUACCAUUCGACUUCCAGUGCCAUGAUCAACUAGUCGUGACGAGCACCGAGAUGCCUGACAUCAAACCCUUGCCAACCAGUAUGAGACACAAAGUUAACUUGACAAUUGUUUAUGAGCGACCAGUUUAUCCAGUCCAACCGCCUUCGGUACCCCGUGUGGGUUUUCUGGAAAACCAAUACAUGGAUAUAUUGAUUAACUGCAUACGUCAGAAUCUGGGAUUCUUCAAUGGUAGGCCUAUUGCAGCUUGUGUUUUCUACAGGUGCCUAUUACAAUGGAAAUCAUUUGAAGCGGAAAGAACUGAUCAUUUCGAUCGUAUUAUGACCUGUAUGCAUAGUGCAGUAAAUGACCAAGGCUAUAGCGAGUUGGCAUAUUGGCUCUCCAAUUCAUGCACAUUACUUGUGCUUAUCCAACGAACAUUCACUAUAUUCGGUCCUCGGAGACGUUUGAAAUUUGUUGAACUAGUCAAGAGGAUAAUCAAGGAACUGAAGCAAAAUCCAGGUUUCCAUAAUACCCACUUGAUUGAAGAAUUGAGUGGCCAUAAAGCCCGACGUGCUGCGAUGCUUUUCAAUGAGCGCCUUAUAUCUUUCCUUGAGAAGGUCUAUGAAAUAAUGAUCGACCAUCUGACACAAGAGCUGCGGCAGUUGUUUUUUUGUAGCAUCACGGAACCAACAAUAUCUCAAACUUCAUUUGACCAUUGGCAGGUCAUUGAGCAAAUAUUAACCAAAUACUCUACCGUUUUGAAAUCCAAUUAUGUUCCUCCAUUCUUAAUCAGCAAAUUCUUUACACAAGUCUUUUCACAUAUUAAUGCCCAGCUGUUCAAUAUUUUGCUUCGCCAAAAGAAGUGCUAUUAUUCUAGCAACGCAGAAUAUGUGAAAGUUGGAUUGGAAAGAUUAAAAGUUUGGUGCAGUUCUCAGACUGAAGAGUAUGCAGGUUCUUCGUGGAAACAGUUGAGGCACAUUUGGCAGGCUGUCCUAUUCCUCGUUGUUGUUGGAAAGUCAAAGAAAACUCUGACAGACAUCAGUACUUUGUGCCCUGAGCUGAGUAAACCACAUCUGUAUCAAAUCAUCACAAUGCAUUCGGCUAACACAGAUAGCGAAAAUAUUGUUUCACCAGAGGUUCACUCGGCUGUUGCAUUGUCUAAAAAACGCAUGAUAUUGGAGCAUGCAUCGAUGGAGGAUUAUAAGAAUACGUCGACCAAAAAUUCGAAGAAUAAAUUGAUGGAAGAUUCUAAGAAUGCAUCGACGGAAGCUUCAGAGAAAGAAAGGAUGAAAUACAAAAAAGAAUUGGAUAGUUGGAUCACAUCCAUAUCUUUGUUGGAACCACCAAGCAUUCCAUUUUCUGUGGAUGAUAUCGCGAAGUCAUUGGUUACAUUUGCGGACACAAAUGUUGAUGUGCCAGCUCAGAUCCGUAACAACCCUUGCUUCAACUUCCUACACGAAAGGACAGACUAG
This is a messenger RNA of Triticum turgidum subsp. durum (durum wheat), 2655 nucleotides long. NCBI's taxonomy places the organism in Eukaryota, Viridiplantae, Streptophyta, Magnoliopsida, Poales, Poaceae. The record is from the annotation of a GenBank genome assembly.